UACAGCUGAAUAAAGGCGACUACAGAGGUAUGAAGGAGGAGCUGAGCAGAAUUGACUGGAAGAGGAGCCGAGCAGGAAAGACAGUGGAACAGCAAUGGCGGGAGUUUCUGGGACUAAUUAAGGUGACGCAGCAAAUAUUCAUCCCUAGGAGAAAGAAGCAUGGUAUAGGGAGGAUGAGGCACCCAUGGCUGACUAAGGAAGUCAGGGAUAGCAUAACAGCAAAACAGAAAGCAUAUAAUGUGGCGAAGGGCAGUGGGAAACCAGAAGACUGGGAAGCUUACAAAGACCAACAGAAGGCAACAAAAGAAGAAAUAAGGAGGGAGAAGAUUAAAUAUGAGGGAUGGAGCCCGGAGAAUAUCUGUCGCGCAUUGGCUACGAGGGGGGAACGGAGCCGUCGCUGGAGAACCUGAAGGCCAUCCACAGGUGCCAUGUGUUGGCAGUGCCAUUUGGAAGUCUGGCCAUCCAUUGCGGUGAGCCCAUCCAACUGUCCCUGCCCGACGUCUACCGCAAGGUGGUGGUCCACAGGAGGGGGGGCUUCUGCUAUGAGCUGAAUGGCCUGUUCUCCUGGCUCCUGGGAGCCCUCGGCUACGGGAUCCACCUGCUGUCUGGCCGUGUUCGUAACUUCCAAACCGGGCGCCUGGGACCCCCAGACGACCACCUCCUCCUGCUGGUGACGGUGGGGGGUGAGGGUGGGCAUCCAUGGCUCUGCGACGUGGGAUUCGGGAAUUCCUUCCGCUGCCCCUUGCCCCUGGAGGACGGCCUCCUGGAGCGCCAGGAGAACGGCCUCUUCCACCUGCAGUGGGCAGCGGGGGAGGGGGCAGAAUGGCGGCUGAGGCGCUACCCAUCCUCCAGCCCGGGCCCCACAGACGAGCCCGGCGCCACCCUCUACACCUUCGGCACCCGGCCGCGGGCCUGGCGCGACUUCGAGGGCAUGUGCCGCUACCACCAGACGUCGCCCAGCUCCAUCUUCGCCUGCAAGUCCUUCUGCUCGCUCCAACUGCCCGGCGGGCUGGUCAGCUACGUGGGGCGGCGCCUGAUCGAGACCCAGUUCACCGCCCAAGGAGACCGCAAGUCCACCACAGAGCUGGCCGACGAGGACAUACCCCGGGUCCUGAGGGACAGGUUCGGCAUCGUCCUCAGGAACAGGUUGACUCCCAAAGACGAAGACAUACUGCCCCCCAGGGAAGAGCCGUGACCGGGACAUUGGGGUGGCGUUCCGGGGUGAGGGUGCGUUGGCGGGAGGUCAAGGACGGCGCCAACUCCUCCUGGGCUCACCAGCUCCCAACAAAUGUACAGCAAAUAAACAAAGUGCGUUGCAAGCGCUUGCUAAAGGAA
Molecule: messenger RNA, 1335 nt
Organism: Rhincodon typus (whale shark)
Lineage: Eukaryota; Metazoa; Chordata; Chondrichthyes; Orectolobiformes; Rhincodontidae
Product: arylamine N-acetyltransferase 2-like
Exons: 2
Coding region: 341-1195 (284 amino acids)
Molecular function (GO): acetyltransferase activity
Source: RefSeq, a predicted model, not a curated record